ACCCAACCGGAUUAAUUGAAAUUUCAAACAAAAGGCAGAUAUGAGAAAAUUAUUAUUUCAUGACAGAAAAUAAUUUAACAAUAAAUGGCCUUGAGUUAGCAAAGAUUACAUCUGUACACGAGAGAUAUGGCUUUGAACUUCGUGCUUAACUAUAACAUCGUCCCUGACUUACCAAUCGAUCGUUGACCUAUUAGCACCUAUAUUACAAAAGAAAUGAAUAUUAACUUUUUUUAAUAAUAAGUAAGAAAAUUAGAAAGAAUAACAGAGUAAAGUGAAAUUCUUGAGAAAGGGAACAUGUCUAACAUGAGGACGUAUCACGUUUAUCUGACGAUAAGACUUUUAAAUUAUGAUGACUUUUUAAUUUCAUUGUUUUUAGCUAGACAGAAAUAUGGUUUCGUAAUUAAGAUCGAUAUAGUCUCUUUAGGAGAAUUCAUUGUAAACAUAAAUGAAUUUUGAAGAGAAAACGUUGAAAAAUGAAUAAAGGUGAAUGCUUGUUAUUAACAGCUUAAUUACAGAUUAAUCACGUAACCACAUGAUAAUAGGUUGUUCAUUUACGUCAUAACAAUUUACGUUUUAACAAAUGUGACAUUGAUUACGUAAUACGAGAUCUUCCGAUAACAAAUAACAAUUACAAUUAUUUCACUUAAAUUGUGAUAAACACGUAAUUAACAAGUGAGAAUAAUUGUCUAUAAUAAUUUUAUAAGGCAACGAAAUGAUUAUUUUUUAUAUUUAUUAUUUUCAGCUUUUUAAUUAGCUUUCUGUUAAUUAAUCAAUUUUAUUUUUCAGUUUUAAAGGAAAUAGAGUUAAUUUUUGCACUCAAAAUCCUGCAUGCUGUACAUUUAACCAAUCCUAUAGAUGCUAAUUCCUGAUUUUUCUUUCUUUUCGUAAUUUAUCUAUUUAGCUCCAUUUUUAUUAUUAUUUGCUCAAACCGUCAAGUGUCGCACGCACUUUUCUACGCCCACACAUGCUUGCACGUAUUUUAGUCUUUACACUACCUCGACGGACGAAGAAAUCGAGAAAGCGUGCAUGCUGAAACGAUUGACAUUCGAGGUAUCCGAGCACGGCUGGAAGGUCCUUAUGGUAGGAGAAAGGCGUGGCAGAUCUAUUCCGGGCGAGAUCCAAGGGCUAAAGGGUUGGCCCCGUCGUUGGAUCCACUCGGGCAAUAGUUAUAUUUAAAAGCCGUGAAAAUGGCCGAUCGGAGAAAUACAAGAUACGUUGAAGAUUGUGAUAAUGAUAUUAAUAGGCUUCCGAUGCCCUUGGGAAAUUCGGAGAUCAAUAUAGAUAAUGAUUGUUGCAAUAGUAACAAUAAUAAUAACAACAUUAACGAUAAUAAUGAUCGAACAGUUAUGGUAUAUCCGGAGAAGGAUUUGAUCAAUAGUCGAUUAUCUUCAAAUGAUAUUAAAAAUUUAUAUCCGAGGAGAAGGGCACCUAUCGUUGGUUGGCAUAAUGGAAGUCCAACAAUAUUUCCAAGUUCUCCUUGCAGAACUCCUGAACCUGAUUUUUUUAAUAGAAUCGAUUUCGACGGCCAUAUCAGCGAUACUUCGUCGUCCAAAAGUUCAGGUAUUUGUCAGGAUUCAGGUAACACCGAGGAUUUGAGUAGUCUAGCUGAUGAAAGAUUACUUGAAUCAACACCAGCUCGUACGAUAGACAGAAGUAUAGAAUCUUUAUCACCGGAUAAGGACACUCUUCUGACAAUGUCACCUGAUAAUUUCGGUAGAAAUCGAAUAUUGAGUUUGGAAGAUGAAAUAGGAGAUAAGUUUGAUUUCCUGAGUCCUGACACAGAUGGUACGGAGGAUAAUAGAAUGUUCUCAGCCACAGGGGAACAUCGUUUGAUCUUUCCAAAUUCGAUGAUAGAAUCAAAAAAGAGUCCUCCGACAAAAAAUCCAAAUAACGACGAUUCGAUAAUACCAAUUAUUAUAGCCAAUCCUGGAUAUCAAGGAGACAUAAAAGACAUCAGCGAUUUUGACAGUGCCGUUGAUUUGGAGAAUGAUCUCGAUUCUACAAUCGCAGAUAAGGAAAUUAAUAAAAAACCACGUAUACCAGACGGUGGUUGGGGAUGGGUAGUCGUUUUAGCCUCUCUGAUAAUCUCCAUGAUAGCCGACGGAGUAUCCUUCAGUUUUGGCUUGCUUUAUAUCGAAUUUCUUAAAGAAUUUGGAGCUAGCAAGGCGAAAACAGCUUGGAUUGGUUCUUUGUUCAUGGCUGUACCAUUGUUAUCUGGUCCUGUCAUGUCUGCUUUAGUGGAUCGUUACGGUUGUAGGAAGAUGACGAUUCUUGGAGGUCUUAUUUCGGGAUUAGGUUUUGUUUUGAGCUGCUUCAGCAACACCAUCGAGGUAAUGUACUUGACAUUUGGCGUCAUAGCGGGUUUGGGCUUAGGUUUGUGCUACGUCACUGCGGUCGUGAGCAUCGCUUAUUGGUUUGACAAGAAGCGUACCUUAGCUGUAGGUCUUGGGGCAUGUGGUACCGGUAUUGGUACCUUUGUUUACGCACCGAUGACAACUUUCUUCAUCGAGGAAUAUGGUUGGCGUGGUACUUGUCUCAUGUUGGCUGGUACAUUUUUUAACAUGAUUGUUUGUGGUGCAGUCAUGCGUGAUCCGAAAUGGUGGAUCUUGGAACAAAAGAAACAGGCAUUAUCUUCUCCGAAGAAAUCGAACACCAUCAAAUCCGAGGUCGAUGGUUCGUUCCAUGGGUUUUCUGAUGAAUUUCCAGGCGUCGAGGAAAUUCGACAGAUGUUGAAGAGUGGCAAAACGGAAUACCUACUUCAAAGUCUUGGUACUAGCACGGCAACACCUAAUCGAGCUGCCACGCGUGGUUCAACUUUCAGAAGUGUUGUCAAUUUGCCUACUUUCGUCAAGGAGUGCGAGAAGGUGCCUUUGGAAGUUUUAGAAUCACUCUCCGUUAAUUCAAGACUCUACAAUGUCAUUCUAGAAAAUUAUCCGAAUCUUUUGAAGUGUCGAAGUCUCUCGGAUAAAUUAGUGGAUGAUUCUAUGGGAGAUGAUUACAAGAAAGCUGGCGUCACUAUGUCUAUGAGGAUCAAGAAAGCUGACGAAAAUAAGAAUAUUCAUCCAGAAUAUGAAGAAACAAUUAAUGGCGAUAAGAAAAUUUUGAAUGACGUCAACGAAGCCAGUUACUUCAUAAAAAAGGACAUCGUGAUACCAAUGACUGAUACCGAAAAAGUAAAAUCGAGACAUCAUAUACCCGGUUUGACGGAUGGAGUCGUCAGGACGGAUUCGUUGCCUUGGCUGAGAAGGCAAUUUAGCACAAAUACACAUUACUUCAAAGACAUUAGGGUUCAUAGAAAUUCGGUUAUGUAUCGAGGUGCAGCAUUAAAUCUUCAGAAAUAUAGAUUAAGAGCCAGUAGCUGUCCAAAUAUUUAUAAAAAUAGUAUGACUACGUUAGCGAAGGAAAGCGAAGAGAAAUGGUAUAGCGAAUUAGUAAAUAUAUUGAAAGGUAUGAUGGAUUUUUCGAUGUUUCUGGAGUUUCAUUUUCUGUUGAUGUCGCUCUCGACGAUAUUAUUAUUCACUUGGUUUAUCGUACCUUACUUCUAUCUUGCCGAACAUCUUACUAGAAAUGGUUACUCUGACUCUGAUUGUGCUAAUCUCCUUAGCAUUAUUGGUAUAACGAAUACAAUUGGAAUGAUCGGUCUUGGAUGGGCAGGUGAUCAACCCUGGAUGAACGUCAGCAAAACAUAUGCUUGUUGUUUGGCUAUCUGUGGUAUAUCUACGAUUCUGAUGUCUACGUUCACUAUGUAUUACAUCCCACUGAUUAUUACAUCUGCAUCUUUUGGACUCUUCUUCGCCAGUAGUUUUAGUUUCACGCCAGUUAUUCUGGUUGAGUUGAUACCCUUGGAAAGAUUUACCACUGCUUAUGGUCUGACUUUGCUCUGUCAGGGUAUAGGUAAUCUUUUAGGGCCACCGCUGGCCGGUUGGCUAUUCGAUAUAACGAAUUCUUGGGAAAUGUCUUUCACAAUGGCUGGUUUAUGGAUUAUUAUAGCUGGUCUUUUGAUAGGUGUAAUACCUUUUACAAAAAAUCGAAAGAUUUGGGGUAGCGGCCUUAUCGAAAUGGAACGGUUAACUUUGACACAAAACCAAGCAUAGUUGAAUUUUUUUGUUGAUUGAUGUCUAGUAGAUAUAUUAGAAGCGUGAUAUAGCCAUCAAUUAAUUGUUCUGUUUUAAUUAUUAGAAAAAUGAAAAUCGAAUGUGAGAAUAACUUAUAAUGUUAAUUAAUUUCUUUUCUUAGUACAAGUUUUUCUUUGUAUUAUUAUUUGGUGUAUAACAUCUUGUUGAAAGAAUCGAAACUUUAGCCAAUUAUUGGAUAAAUUCAAAUCGUACUAUCUUUUUACACAUAUACCUAUUGUGCCAGGACAUACAGUCCUUAUUUCUAGUCCUAAAGUAAUAAUAGCGAGCAUCACGAACAAUUCUUUAUUGAUAAUCAUUUUCGAAUAUUAUCGUUUAUUACUUUAUUUAACAUUAUUAUAAUUCGAAUAUGUUCAUAUUAUAAAUUUUCUAUAAUUAUAUAUUUAUGUGAAUAUUGAGUUGAGCAAAUGAAAAUUGACGUCACUUCAUACUUGGUCGAUAAUUGGAAUUUGCUAAUGUUAUCCGUCAGUAAGAAACAUUUUUCAAGCGCCUUCGAUAUGCAACACAGUCUCUUUUACGUAUACAUGCGUUGCUUAUCAUAAAGUUUCUUACUAACAGAUGGCACUCGUAAGCGGUUAUCGAUGAAGUAUAGAGCAUUACAUAUUUACAGGCGGCUUAAUAUUCGUAUAAAUAAUUCUGAACCAAUAUAUGAUUUUCUCUUUUUUUUAAUAUUUCGAUUAAUUUCGAAGAUAUUUUGUUCUAAUCCUUUUCGCAAUAUCGAAAAUAAUUCCCUAUGGUCGUGCCUAAUAAAAGAUGUGCCUUCGAUGUACUUAGGAGCAAAAUUUUGCAGGGCUUCCGAGCAUCGAAGCUAUCGAUGAAUAGUUGCGCGAACAAAAAUUUCAUAACUUAAGUAUGUGUAUCUUAUAAACAUAUAUACAACGAAAUUCGUAAUACAUUUACGAUUCAAGAAAUAAUUGUAUGCUGAUAUGCGUGUUCUUUAUCUUCAUACAUAUUAUAACAACUGUAUAUCACAAAUUUUUUCAAAAUAAUGACUUUUCAAAAGACGAAGAAAAUAUCUCUUCAAGGUAUUUCAUGAAAUUGCAUUAACGGUCAAUUGAUCUCUAUAAUUAGUUUUAGAAAGAUUAUUUUAUUCAAUUUAAUUAGAAAUAAUACAGUUCAAAUGUAAAGAACAAUUUGCAUUUCAAACUGAUUAAAGCUGAUUUCGUGAUUAAUAAGAUCUUUUUGUUUUGCCCUAACUCAUCUCCUAACAAUCAAAAGUUCAAAUUUUCUACAAUAUAUAUGCAGAAGAAUUUUCGACAAAAUUUAUGCGCACGUUGACUGACAAUAAGAUAUACACUCUUCAUGAGUAUAUCUUAUCUUUAAGAGACAAAACAAACAUAACAUUCAAAUGUAUGUUUUUGUUCUUAAUACCGUAAUAAACGCGUUGAGAAUAAUCAAAUUACAACUUAUAAUGUUUUCAUUUAUAUAUAAAAAAAUCAAAUAAUCUUUAUUAAGUCUCAAAUUGUGUAAAGAGAAAAAUACUGAAGAAAAGAAAAGCCGUCCAAUAAAAAAUUAUUGAGUGUCGUUCAAUUGAUCUUCAUUUCUCGAGUAAUAUUCAUUUAUCUUGUUUAUAAAGAUUAAUUCAAGAGAAAUAAGUAAAUUUACUUUCUUCUUACAUCUCUUAUAUAUCAUUAUAAAUAACAUCAAAAAAUUUUUCCAACGUAUAAUCUGUACAUUAUAAAUAUCAUGUUCCAUAAAAGUCAAAUGUUACAUGUUAAGUAUGUACGUAACACGAAAUAAUAUUGUUCACACAGAUACUUUCCCUGUAUGUUGAUUGAUACACACUCGAAGGACGGAAGAAUAAAUAACGUGGAAGGCAAGAAAUCGAUAAGUUAGCCGAGAUUUGGGUCAGCUCCUUUCAGUAGGAUUUCACUUUGACGUCAAGUCUUUGUUGGACUUACAAAUCAAUCACACGUGUGUGUGAUGUAGUUGGACUAGCUGAAUGUGGACUUGGACUACGGCUCUGAUGUUCUAGCACUGGAGUUUUUGGAACACCAACGAUCGCGGAAAGAUUUUGUAGACUUUUUGGGAAUGUCCUGGUUAUAAUCGAAUGCUGUGGACCAAUCAGGGCAUCUCCCAUAACACCUAAGCGCACUCCAUUACCGUACCUGUGCAGAGUUAUCGACAUAUCUACGAAGAAAAAGGAAUUGAUUGGAUUAUACUUAUGAUAAUUUUCAAAGAAAAUCAUUGAGAAAGUCAUAUAAAAAAACAAAGAAAUAAAUAAAAAUAAUUUACUGCAGUUUCCUUGAGGUGGUCUCCAGUAAACUGCAGCAUCUACACCUUCUAGUUGUAGAUCGCCAUCAACAUGAGUUAGAGACAAUGAAUAUCUUCUCGAUAAUUGAUUGAGUAUCAAUUUGAGAAGUAUCGAAGGAAAAAUUGAAGAAAUCAGACCACGUGAUGUUUCGGUUGCUGUGAUGGCAUAAAUGGCACUCUGCUUUGCUCUAGUUUCUUGUACAUUUCUUUGUAUCACCUUGGGAAAAUGUAGGAGAAGAGUUAUAUAAGUUUAUAGAAUUCGAAAGAAUUUGAUUUGUAAAAUCGUUUACCUGAAGAAUCUCGAGUAGAUCGUCUUCGAAAAGUGGAGUUCUCGUUGGUAAAGCCAAACAGACAAUACCUCUAGUUUCAUGAUUAUGCAAGAAAAUAGCUUUUUGAUUGACGAAUUUUGCUGUAGUUAAAACGUCAUCCGGAAUUCUAACGCCAGAAUGUCUAAAAUAUUCCUUUAGAGAGUCGACGAUAGCUGUUAAAAGGAUUUCAGCGUCUGUAGCUCCUGUCACACUGGAAAUCUUUUUUAAUACAUCCAAACUGACCUCUUCGGACCAAGCCACGACUUUUCUACCACAAGGUGAUAUCGUUUGCAAUCGAUUUGCUUGAGGAUGUUUCAAGAAAAGCUCCUCCAAUAUCAACUUCGGAGCUCCUAUUGCGAUCCACAUAAUGGAGAAGACUUCGAUCGUUGCUUGGAUUAUCAAUGGCAGAUAACACCAGAUCAUCGAAAUCAAAGUAUCCGGAUAAAAAUGUUUGUACUUCGAUUGCAGGGCUUGAAAUUCUCGAAAAAUCAAUAUAGGUGUCUUCAAAGUUAGUAUAAUAAGUAGAUACCAUGACCAGGCUAAGAUUGCAUAGAUGGUAUCAAUUGGAUGAAGAGUUCUUAGAACGGCAUAAAAUAUUAUGAAGACUCCAAAAUUUCUUUUAUUAACUUCUCUUUGAAGUAUAAUGAAGAAAUCAAAGAAUCUGAGGCCUUCGGAUUUUCUGUAUUGUCUGAAAAUUAAGAAAGAUUAAAAUCAAUAUAUAUAAGUUCA
This is a messenger RNA of Vespa velutina, 7423 nucleotides long. RefSeq lists its product as uncharacterized. The record is from RefSeq and is a predicted model, not a curated record. NCBI's taxonomy places the organism in Eukaryota, Metazoa, Arthropoda, Insecta, Hymenoptera, Vespidae. The transcript is spliced from 8 exons. Bases 1188 to 4094 code for a protein of 968 amino acids. Gene Ontology annotation, biological process: monocarboxylic acid transport; transmembrane transport. Gene Ontology annotation, molecular function: monocarboxylic acid transmembrane transporter activity.